UUGCAGCACUCUCUUUGCGACUCAACUAUCUCAGCAAACAAACACCACUACCACCUGUUCUGAAAAUGGUGACAGUUGAUGAAAUCCGAAAGGAUCAGCGAGCAGAUGGCCCAGCCACGGUCAUGGCAAUUGGGACGGCCACACCACCGCACUGCUACGAUCAAAACACGUACCCAGAUUACUACUUCCGCAUCACCAACAGCGAGCACAAGACAGAGCUGAAAGAGAAAUUCAAGAGCAUGUGUGAAAAUUCGACGAUCAAGAAGAGGUAUAUGUACUUAACGGAGGAGAUCCUCAAAGAAAACCCUAAUAUGCGCGAGCACAUGGCACCCUCACUGGAUGCCAGGCAAGAUAUGGUAUUAGUUGAGGUCCCAAAGCUAGGGAAAGAGGCUGCCAUCAAGGCCAUCAAGGAAUGGGGCCAGCCCAAGUCCAAGAUCACCCAUUUGGUCUUUUGCACCAUUAGUGGUGUGGACAUGCCUGGAGCUGACUACCAGCUUACCAAGCUCCUGGGCCUACCUCCAUCCGUCAAGCGCAUCAUGAUGUACCAACAAGGAUGUUUUGCCGGUGGCACCGUUCUCCGUCUAGCCAAGGAUCAAGCUGAGAAUAACAAUGGUGCACGAGUACUGGUCGUCUGUUCGGAAAUCACCGCCAUCAAUUUUCGUGGGCCUAGUGACACCCAUUUUGGUAGCCUCGUUGGCGAAGUUUUGUUCGGUGAUGGUGCAGCCGCCCUUAUAGUUGGUUCGGACCUUGUACCGGGAGUUGAGAAGCCCAUAUUUGAACUAGUCUCAGUAGCCCAAACAAUUCUUCCUGGAAGUGAAGGGGCAAUUGAAGGUCAUUUAGGCGAGGCCGGGCUUGUGUUACAUCUUCUAAAGAAUGUUGCGGAGCUUAUUUCAAAUAACAUUGAGGAUAGCCUGCUGGAAGCCUUCAAGCCAUUAGGUAUCUUAGACUGGAACUCCAUUUUUUGGAUUGCACACCCAGGUGGGCCUGCAAUUCUUGACCAGGUUGAGCUAAAGUUGGGCCUAAAACCUGACAAGUUAUGGGCUACAAGGCACGUGCUUAGCGAGUAUGGUAACAUGUCAAGUGCUGGUGUGCUAUUCAUUUUGGAUGAGAUGAGGAAAAAGUCUUUCGAGAAUGGAUUGAAGACAACAGGAGAUGGGCUUGACUGGGGAGUACUGUUUGGGUUUGGACCUGGCCUUACGGUUGAGACGGUAGUACUUCACAGCGUGGCAAUUUAAAAAGGCAUCUUUAGCCUUUUGUUUUUUUAAUUUUUUAAUUUUAUUUUUUUUUGGGUGAAUAAAAUGGUUGAUGAAGCAGAGGCUGGCAAAAACCCAAGGACGUUUUUUUUUUUUUUUUUUUUUUUCCUCCUCCUUUUGGUGUGGCUGUGCAUGCAUUUCGUUUUUCUGGUCUG
This is a messenger RNA of Ziziphus jujuba (common jujube), 1408 nucleotides long. Its product is annotated as chalcone synthase 1. Lineage: Eukaryota; Viridiplantae; Streptophyta; Magnoliopsida; Rosales; Rhamnaceae. The record is from RefSeq and is a predicted model, not a curated record. The transcript has 2 exons. Gene Ontology annotation, biological process: polyketide biosynthetic process. The coding region runs from base 66 to 1235 and encodes 389 amino acids. Gene Ontology annotation, molecular function: acyltransferase activity, transferring groups other than amino-acyl groups.